AUGACUAAGGUUGACCACAAAGUCGUCCUGAUCGUCAUCGACGGUUGGGGUAUCCCAGGCCCAGACUCUCCCAAGGACGGAGAUGCGAUCGCUGCUGCGGAGACACCCUACAUGUCCGGUUUCGCCGACCCCAACUCGAAGACUGCACAGGGAUUCACCGAGCUGGAGGCCUCGUCGCUGGCCGUCGGUCUGCCGGAGGGCCUGAUGGGCAACAGUGAAGUCGGCCAUCUGAACAUCGGUGCUGGUCGUGUGGUCUGGCAGGACAGUGUUCGCAUCGACCAGACCCUCAAGAAUGGCGAGCUGAACAAGGUUGACAACAUUGUCAAGUCCUUCACUCGCGCAAAGGAGGGCAAUGGCCGUCUGCACCUGCUUGGUCUGAUCUCCGACGGUGGUGUCCACUCCAACAUCACCCACCUGGUCGGUCUGCUGAAGGUCGCCAAGGAGAUGGAGAUCCCCCACGUCUUCAUCCACUUCUUCGGUGAUGGUCGUGAUACCGACCCCAAGAGCGCUGCCAAGUAUAUGCAGGAUCUGCUCGACCACAUGAAGGAGAUCGGCACUGGUGAGAUCGCCACCGUUGUCGGACGUUACUACGCCAUGGACCGCGAUAAGCGUUGGGACAGAGUCGAGGUCGCCAUGAAGGGGAUUGUCUCUGGUGAGGGCGAGGAGAGCUCUGACCCCGUGAAGACCAUCAAGGAGCGCUAUGAGAAGGGUGAGAACGAUGAGUUCCUGAAGCCGAUCAUUGUUGGCGGCAAGGACAGACGCGUGCAGGACGACGACACCCUCUUCUUCUUCAACUAUCGUUCGGACCGUGUCCGUGAGAUCACCCAGCUGCUGGGUGACUUCGACCGCUCUCCCAAGCCCGACUUCCCCUACCCCAAGAACAUCAGCAUCACCACCAUGACCCAGUACAAGACCGACUACACCUUCCCCGUCGCCUUCCCUCCUCAGCACAUGGGCAACGUCCUGGCCGAGUGGCUCAGCAAGAAGGACAUCUCGCAGUGCCACGUCGCCGAGACCGAGAAGUACGCGCACGUCACCUUCUUCUUCAACGGUGGUAUCGAGAAGCAGUUCCCCGGCGAGGUGCGCGACAUGAUCCCCUCGCCCAAGGUCGCCACCUACGAUCUUGAUCCCGAGAUGAGCGCCGCGGAUGUCGGCAAGAAGAUGAGCGAGCGGAUUGCCGAGGACAAGUUCGACUUCGUCAUGAACAACUUUGCUCCUCCCGACAUGGUUGGCCACACUGGUGUGUACGAGGCCGCCAUCAAGGGUGUCACUGCCACCGACAAGGCCAUCGGUGAGAUCUACGAGGCCUGCAAGAAGCACGGAUACAUCCUCUUCAUCACCUCUGAUCACGGUAACGCCGAGGAGAUGCUCAACGAGAAGGGCACUCCCAAGACCUCCCACACCACCAACAAGGUCCCCUUCGUCCUGGCCAAUGCCCCCGAGGGCUGGAGCCUCAAGAAGGAGGAAGGCGUCCUCGGCGACGUGGCUCCCACCGUCCUGGCUGCCAUGGGCAUUGAGCAGCCCGAGGAGAUGUCCGGAAAGUCUCUGCUGGUCAAGGCUUAG
Messenger RNA from Aspergillus clavatus NRRL 1, 1563 nucleotides. Its product is annotated as 2,3-bisphosphoglycerate-independent phosphoglycerate mutase. The record is from RefSeq and is a predicted model, not a curated record. The coding region runs from base 1 to 1563 and encodes 520 amino acids. The transcript is spliced from 4 exons. Gene Ontology annotation, molecular function: manganese ion binding. Gene Ontology annotation, cellular component: cytoplasm. Gene Ontology annotation, biological process: glucose catabolic process. Lineage: Eukaryota; Fungi; Ascomycota; Eurotiomycetes; Eurotiales; Aspergillaceae.